Molecule: messenger RNA, 579 nt
Organism: Rhipicephalus microplus (southern cattle tick)
Lineage: Eukaryota; Metazoa; Arthropoda; Arachnida; Ixodida; Ixodidae
Source: RefSeq, a predicted model, not a curated record
UCCACUCUCUUCGCUGGCACUCUGUAUAAUCAACACGUGACUCUUCAAACUUGGUGCCUUAGUGAGCGAGUGCUCGCGCAAUUAAUUUCGUAUAUCAAAAGCGAAAUGCAAAACAUACUGGUGGUGGGACUGGCGAUGAUCGCUGUAUCGUCGAGUCAGGAUUGCGAGGAUAACAACGGCAAAUACUUCGCCUUCCACAACAUUACCCUCGUAGGAGACGAGACGACGUACCCGUGCCUGCAGUGUUUCGCUCCUCCCUGUGAAGGAGAUGAACAAUCGAUGACACCCCUGACUGCAACGCUGAAACUUUGCUGCAGAACAUGUUCCCGGGUGAUGGAGAGUGGCGCUGCAUGUAAUCUUGAGCGAACCGAGCCGGCUGUUGUCUGUCAGGAGAACGACAUCUGUAGCACCACCAAGAGGGUCUGCGUGGAAGAAUGCAUCAUCCCGCCUCCAUCAACUUUUUACUGAGGGCUACUUUCCGUUUCAAGAAAAUGCGCGUGGGUAGCAGCUACCAGGCAUCCUAAAACCAGCCAGAACAAAGCAAGAUUGAUGUGGAUAUCCACAUUUACUGUAUUUUGC